This is a messenger RNA of Podarcis muralis (Common wall lizard), 2310 nucleotides long. It is a transcript of the gene SPACA9, whose product is annotated as sperm acrosome associated 9. Lineage: Eukaryota; Metazoa; Chordata; Lepidosauria; Squamata; Lacertidae. The record is from RefSeq and is a predicted model, not a curated record. Gene Ontology annotation, cellular component: acrosomal vesicle; sperm flagellum; ciliary base.
UGCCAACAACAGCCAGCGCCCGCGGCGGAGGCGGCUUCGGGACAUGCACAAUCGGGGAAAGGAGCGGAGGGAGGAGGAAGCCUGAAGCUGCAGUCGGAGAGACAAGUUAAUGACAUUCCUGUCUCCGACCUACCUCACAGGGUUCUUGGGAAGGCUGCGGAGUUGACGCGCGCGCUUUGCGCUGAGAACAUUCUAAAACGGCGUUUGAACGGGAAAGGGGCCGGAGGUCAGUGUCAGAGCGGCGUCGUGGCAGACAGAAGGUCUCAGGUUCGACCACCAGCAUCUCCCCUGCCGGGCUGAUGGGAGUUGCAGUCCAAAACAUCUGGAGGGCACCAGGAGCAGGGGAAAAUGAAUGAAAUCAAGGAGAGCCUGCGGAACAUCGAACAGACUUACAAGAUCUUCCAGCAACAGCAGUUCACCUUCAUUACUGCACUGGAACACACCCGAGAGAAUGCCCAUGACAAAAUCAAGCCUGUGUCAAGCAUUGGACAGGUGCAGACCUACACGGACCAUUACUGCAACAACUCCACUGACAAACGUAUCCUGCUCCUGUUCCUCAGCAUCUGCAGCGACUUGAACAAACUUUGCCAACGGCUGGAAUCCCUACACCCUGGUAACAGUGUCACCAAUGCCCUCUUGGACAAGUGCAAAACGUUGGUGAGCCACAGCAAUGACCUCAGUGGGAUCAGAGCCAAGUACCCUCACGAUGUUGUGAACCACCUCAGCUGCGAUGAAGCCCGGAACCAUUACGGCGGUGUGGUGAGCCUCAUCCCCAUCGUCCUCGACAGCAUGAAGGAGUGGGUGGCUCACACUGAGAAGCUCCCGCGGAACAUGUUACACAGUGAUCCUUAGCUCCUGUUUUUUUGCCUCUUGCCGGAAGAUGCUUCUGAAUAAAGCUGUUUCCCCUGCAAGUGCAGCUCGUUGCUAGAAUUAUAGAGGUGUUUUCGUGAUCAAAUUACUAAAGGAAAAUUAUGCUGAGCCCAGGGAUGGGGGUGGUAGAGAAGGGACAGGCAAACUUGAACCCCAGACCCAGGACUACCCUCACCCUCAUUUUAAACCUAUAAAUCUACAACAUGGUACCCCCACUUCUAAUUACUAUGACUUUUUUUUUCAUCUCCCCAAAUUACACACUGGAAAUCUAGGCCCAAAUCCAGUUCCUAGACUCUUCCCAGACACCCUCCCUCUACUUCUUUUUGACUGUCCCAUUUGGAGAUUACAGACAGGCAAAGGAAUUUCAUCACACAGUGCAUCAUUAAACUAUGGAACUCCUUCCCACAAGAGGCAGUGAUGGCCACCAAUUCUGAUGGCUUAAAAAAAAAAAGAUGAGAUCAUGGAGAACAAGGCUAUCAUGACUACUAGAUAUGUACUCCACUGUGUAUCAGUUGCUGGGGGUGACAAGUGGCGAGAAUGCUCUUGUGCUCAGUUCUUGCUGGCUGGCUUCCCACUGGAGCAUUAGGUUGGCCACUGUGUAAACAAGAUGCUGGACUAGAUGAGUCGCUGGCCUGAUGCAGCAGCCAGGCUCUUCUAACAUUUCCUGUUAUUCUAACAUAUACUGUUAUUCUUUUCAGAAUACUGCAUGACUUUAAACUUCCUAGCCUGGGAUAGUCUGAGCAGAAAGGUGGGUUUAAAAGCUGCAAUAAUAGUGGGAGAAUGGUAGAAACAAAUCCCAGUUCUCUGCAGGGGAGACUGGCCCAUUAGGGUGAAUGGGGCACUGCCCCACCAACAUCAGUCUUCCCUCAGCCACUCCCCACCUAGCUGUCGUCUUUGUUUGCAACCAGUUCAGGGGGUGGCACUUCCUGUCAGCUUUCUCCUCCUCGGUCUGUGUGUUGCUCUUGUAAAACUCAGCUAAGGGAAGAUGGGGAGAGGUAGGAUUAGUUGGCUCUGCUUGUCAUUGGCUCUGGCACCACCCACUGUUGGGCUCCCUGCCUCCUGCCCUACCAGUCCCAAUGAGCACCAGUCACCACUGGUCCUCUGAUGUCAGAUGAGUUCUAAUUUUCUUUAAAGAAUAGAAAAAAGAAGAGGAAGAUAAGAUAGCUAUCACUUUCCACCAACACCUUUGUAGUAAGGUAGCAAGUUAAAAUGCACUGUGGGGUUUGAGUUUCUACUCUGCAUUCAGGAAGUAAAAUAAAUGAAUAAUUGAGCCCUUUCAACCUACAUCCCCAACUCUUUCGGCAUAAAAUGUUUAUUAUUUAUGGUGGUGUUUAUAGACCUACCAAAGCAUUCUUGCUUAGCACUAGAAAGCGCUGGAAGGUAAUUUAUUUUUCUCUUUUUCUAUCUUGCUGGCUUCCUUUCUCUGAUAUAAUACAUAUU